GGGAACCAAAGCAAGAGGAGGACCGUUUGUGCCGACGCAACUACGCGAACUUUAACCCCAAAUAAAAUAGGAUUUGGGUUUUUUCUUUUGAUUCAUUGUUUUAAAACGUCUGGGGAAUUUCUUUAUUUUUAUUUUCGCUUAUUUGGUGGUAAAUAGUGUAACGUUACCUUGGCUAGUCCAUGGUCUGUAUAGAUUUUAAAGAUGCUUUGUCCGCGAUAAGCUAGCAUUAGCUCUAUGUUAGCUUCGGUAGCGUUAGUAAAAUGAUAAAGACAAGAAGAGUGUGAGGCUGAGCCAGCUAAAAGACAUCUGAUUACGCUGUUUUCCUGUCCCUCUGAUAUCGUGGAAUAACGUCAAUGUGCCUGUAUUACCUAUAAACAUCCAGCACCGCAAGUUAUACCUGUUCAACAUUUAAAAAGUUUGCACCAGUCUGCAUCCAUGGGGGAGGAAAAGCCAGACACUCUGGACUUCGUGAGAGAUUUCCAAGAGUACCUCAGUCAACAAACUCAACACGUCAACAUGAUCUCAGGCUCCGUGAGUGGCGUUAAAGAGGAAGAAGAACUACCAGCUGACUGCACCCAGAAUGGAUUAGAGCAUGCCUCUGUGGACAUGUCAUUAGAGGACAGCUCAGGGAUCUUGGUAGACGGUUUUGAGAGGACCUAUGAUGGCAAGCUGAAGUGCCGCUACUGCAACUAUGCCACAAGAGGCACUGCACGUCUGAUCGAGCACAUCCGAAUCCAUACAGGAGAGAAACCUCACCGUUGCCACCUGUGCCCCUUUGCCUCAGCGUAUGAGCGACAUUUAGAAGCCCACAUGAGGUCCCACACAGGAGAGAAGCCCUACAAGUGUGAGCUCUGCUCCUUCCGCUGUAGUGACCGCAGUAACUUGUCUCAUCAUCGACGCAGACGACACAAACUCCUGCCAAUGAAAGGGGCCCGCUCACUUUCUCACAAGAAGAUGCUGAGUGUCCUACAAAAGAAAGCUAGUUCACUUGGCUACGGUCGCCGACUGCUAAUCAACUUCAGCCCUCCCUCAAUGGUGGUACAUAAAGCUGACAACGAUAGUGACUAUUCACAUGAGCUGCCACAUCUGCGGCAGGAGGUGUAUGAUAACCAGAGUCGGCCAGGUGAAGAAGGGCUGUCUGUGAACCAGAAUCACCAUCACCAUGAUAUGGUCAUGGAAAAUCCACUGAACCAGCUGUCAACUCUGGCAGGUCAACUGGCCAACCUCCCGUCAGAGACCCAAGUGCAGACACAGGGGCCUAUGUCUCCAGGAGCAGAGUCUGUUGUGGAUGAGAAGCCCUUCCUCAUCCAGCAGCCUCAUCCUGCUACAGCUCCUGUGGCAGUCACUGCGAGCAUGGCACAUGCCUCCUCCUCUUCACCAAUCACCCCAGAGCCCCGGGCCCCUCCUCACAGCAACUGUAGUCCAGGAGGAGUGCCUUGUAGUGAGCACAGCGGGCACAACAGUACUCCAAGCAUCUCCAACAGCCAACCCAGUACUCCAGCUCCUGGCCUGUCUGCUCCCUUGCAGGACUCCCAUACGCUUCAUCAUUGUCAGCACUGUGACAUCUACUUUCCUGAUAACAUCCUUUACACCAUCCACAUGGGCUGUCAUGGCUACGAGAACCCUUUCCAGUGCAACAUCUGUGGCUACAAAUGCAAGAGCAAGUAUGACUUUGCUUGCCACUUUGCCCGAGGGCAGCACAAGCAGUAGAAACAUUUCAGACUCAGCUGUUUAUUCAAUUUUGUAGUCUUUUUAUUUAUUGGUCCUAUACUCGGCCUCAAUGUAGCUUAGCCUUUCCAUAUUGUGCUUUCACAGGAAAACUUUCUUGUUUUCUUGUGUAUUUAACAAUCACCAUUGAAGUGUUUUUGUAAAGGUGCAACGUGAUCUGUUUGCAAAGAAUUCUGGAUUUAAACUAACAUUCAAAUAUGUCAUGAUUAACUUUCUCACAUUUACACAUUUAAUCCCUAACGUAGAUAUAAUGUAAGUUGCAAACUGGGAUAUAUUUCUUAAUCUUUUAAAUUCUUUGCGAUGCACCUUUAGGAAUGAACAAUGUUCUGAGUUAAGAAAUUACUUUGGGGUGUUUAAGACAUUUUUAUUCAUCAUUGGGAAGCCUUUUUCUGUUUGUUUAUCUUUCUGCAGUAGAUAAAUCUAUUUUUCAUUUGACUGUAUUCCAUAAGUCAUACCUAUAUUAAUCGUGAACAUCAUCGGGGUAGUAGUCACAUAAUACCUUAGAGUGAAUGAAGAUUACCUGUUCAAAUUUGAUUUUUACUUAAGCUUUGGUUGAAGUUGAGAAGACAUUCUCUAGUGUGUCUUCACCUACAUGGCUGAUUUUUGUUACAGUGCCUGAAUAGAUCAUCAUUUGUUAAUAGUUAAUAUAACAUUUGUUAUUUUGAUAACCAGGUUAUUUUGGGAUGGCAAGUGUCUGUCCUUUAUAGUUUUUUGCCAAUAUUUUAUGCUAUGAUGCUGCUUAGUUUGAACUACUGUUGCAACAUAUUUCCCACAUUUCAGAGGACUAUUUUUAUUUCAAAUAUCAUUAUGACAUUAUUUAGUAUCCAGUAGCUAGUACAGAAGCACCAUGUAUUGUGUCUCACCUUCAGAAUUGCCACGUAGCGUCAGGGAUGCCACAUCUUAUCCUUUGUGAUCACUCCCACCAGAAUUUGUGGAGCCCAGGACUUUUCUGAAUAUUUACUCAGUAUUGUAUUGUUUUGAUUGUUGUUAUGUGUCAAAACAUGUUGCAGUGAGAUUUCUAAUUCACAGAGUGUCUUUAAAACUGUUGUGUGCAUUUAACAACAUACUAAAGCACUGAUUCUUAACCAUAGGGGCCCAUGGUAGGGCAGUGCCUGUAAUGUAACUAUAAAGUUAAGUGAACAGUUCAGAGUGGGGCUGAGCAGUACGGCUAAACUUUGUCAUCUGAACACUGCUAUUGUGGUAAAAUUUUCAUUGGUCAGCUCCAGUCAUGAGUGACUGGUGAUAAAAAUUAAUCAGACUAUGAAUGUGUGAUCAGACUAUGAAAAUUGUAAUACAUUUUAUAAUAUUGCCACCCCUUGUCCCCAGGUUAUUUUGUAACUGGAAAAGUUGGGCCCCAGAGUCAAGAGGUUAAGAAUCCCUAGGCUAAAAGGACCAGAUACUCGUCAAUGCCUACCAAUGAUAAGGGACAUCCCAUACAGACUGCCUUAUUUGGUUUGCAAAUUGUGUUGUAGUCGACUAGAUAAAACUGAAUGUUAAUGCCUUUUGGCUAUGCUCCAUCCCUCUGGGAUUAAAAAUCAUUUUAUUGUGGGACUGACAAGCCUAAUUUAUAAGUAAAGUGUUUUUAACCCAUU
Periophthalmus magnuspinnatus is the source of this 3320-nucleotide messenger RNA. It is a transcript of the gene ikzf5, whose product is annotated as IKAROS family zinc finger 5. Gene Ontology annotation, cellular component: nucleus. The coding region runs from base 436 to 1710 and encodes 424 amino acids. Gene Ontology annotation, molecular function: DNA-binding transcription factor activity, RNA polymerase II-specific; RNA polymerase II transcription regulatory region sequence-specific DNA binding. The transcript has 4 exons. Gene Ontology annotation, biological process: regulation of transcription by RNA polymerase II. Lineage: Eukaryota; Metazoa; Chordata; Actinopteri; Gobiiformes; Gobiidae. The record is from RefSeq and is a predicted model, not a curated record.